Drosophila ficusphila is the source of this 1119-nucleotide messenger RNA. RefSeq lists its product as uncharacterized. Lineage: Eukaryota; Metazoa; Arthropoda; Insecta; Diptera; Drosophilidae. Gene Ontology annotation, molecular function: nucleic acid binding. The record is from RefSeq and is a predicted model, not a curated record. The transcript is spliced from 3 exons. The coding region runs from base 1 to 1119 and encodes 372 amino acids.
AUGCAGCUACAAACGUCGUGGGAAGCCUUCAAAGCAACUCUGCUCCAACUGCCAAAGUCAAGGUAUCGCGAUACGUUCAUACAGAUCCGCAAGUCCCGAUUGAAAUACACGGUUUCGCUGACGCUUCCAUGCGAGCAUAUGGAGCGUGCAUCUACGUUCGCACUCAAACUGCUGAAGGUGGUCCUAUGGACCGACUCCGAGAUCACUCUGCAUUGGAUCAAAACUCAUCCUUCGUCGUUGUCCGUUUUCGUCUCAAACCGAGUAGCUGAGAUCCAAGAGUGGUCGGAGAAUGCAAUUUGGCGACACGUUCCCACGAAAGUUAACCCAGCGGAUAUAGUGUCUCGAGGAUGUGACGUUGAAGAUCUUUUAACGUCCAUUUGGUUCGUGAGUCGUCGCGGGAUUCCGGAAAAAGUGUGGUGCGACAACGCGACCAACUUCGUCGGCGCGAAUCGACAUCUGAGAGAGUUCCGGGCCCGUCUGGAGGAGCAGGGGGGCGGUAUCGAAGCAUUCGCGUCAAAAAAAGGAUGCAAGUUUGCGUUCAUACCGCCCAGAGCACCUCACUUCGGCGGUCUAUGGGAAGCAGGUGUGAAGUCUGCAAAGCACCUGUUCCUUCGGACGGUCGGUCACGACCUCUUGACCGCGGAGGAGCUCGGAACUCUCCUCGCCAGCGUGGAGGCGGUGCUGAACUCAAGGCCCAUCGGAGCGUUAAGCAGCGACCCCAGCGACGGCGAAGCCCUCACCCCCGGACAUCUCCUGAUCGGCGGCCCGCUGGUCGCACCACCACCGUCGGCACUCCCGGACCAGAUCAGCCCGACCUGCUUGCGAAGAUGGCGCAGUGUCUCGUCGCUCAGGCACAGGUUCUGGCAGCGAUGGUCCCGGGAGUACGUCUCCAGCCUGCAGACGAGGCAAAAGUGGAACCAGGAGGUCCAAAACGUCGCCGUGGGAGCUCUCGUCGUCGUCGGCGAGGACAACCAACCGCCCCAGCAGUGGAGGAUCGGGCGCGUAGUGGAGGUGCACGUCGGCGCUGACGGAAAGGUCCGAGUGACGGACGUCAAGACGGCAGAUGGGGUAUUCAGGCGAGCCAUCCAUCGGCUGGCUCUUCUUCCAGCGUUGUCCUGA